Messenger RNA from Oncorhynchus tshawytscha (Chinook salmon), 2548 nucleotides. RefSeq lists its product as uncharacterized. The record is from RefSeq and is a predicted model, not a curated record. Lineage: Eukaryota; Metazoa; Chordata; Actinopteri; Salmoniformes; Salmonidae. The coding region runs from base 59 to 1639 and encodes 526 amino acids. The transcript has 2 exons.
AGCUGUGCACACAGUUCUGACAGAUGGACGCCAUGGGGAGUUUUCAAGCCUAAGAAUAAUGGAGCUGAAAUGCAUUGAUAUGUCUAAGACACCUAAAGCCCAAUCAACCUUGGAGUCCAUUCAGCUGCCCAAAGACAGUGAUGACAGCUUGAAAUCAGGAUCCUGUGAAGACUCCCUGAUUGCUGAACCUCAUGCUGACCAAGUUGACACCAUCAAGGCAUCUAUGAACACUGAAAUCCACUCAGUGGUUACUAAGGCCACAGUGGUCUAUGCUAACCAACCCGAGGCACUUUCCAGUGAAGUGCUUCUGGGCACUGAAGGUAAUGGAGAUGUUGCUGACCAUGCUGUGGUGGGUUCUCUGACUCCAGACUGUGACCUGGCAUUGGUAGAAGGGCUGGACCCUGGGUGGCACACUGCCCUGGUACCGACGGAGACCUUGGUGAAUCCUGGCAAUGACUCUGACCUGACUGUGUCUGACUCCAGUGAAGUGUCUCUGAUCACUGAUGACCUGCCAGUGGUAGACUCCGCUGUUGACUCCAGAGGGCAGCAGAGGGCAGAGGAUGACUUACAAAGCACUGACCAGCUGCUAACGAGGUCCUGUGCAGACUGUGUGACCACAGAGAAGCACUAUGCUGUACCGUUUGAGGACUCUUUGAACUCUGACAAGGAAAUCUCCCUCUACAUUAAAGACCAUGAUGACCGACCUGCAGUAGACUUUAGCAGAGAUUCUGUGAGCUCGUCUGACCAGUCUUUAUCCCUUGUUGCCACUGCUCUUGGAUCAAUAGUCACUAUUGACUCUUUCAAUAAGGCUCUGUUGUUUUCCAAUAUGUUGGACCAAGGCAAAGAUAACUAUAUUGACCAGCCUGUAGUGAAGUCUCAGACCACUGAAAAUCUAAUUAACCCCACUUUGGUGUCAGAGGCCAUUCAAUCUCUCAUCAAUGAAAUCCUGGAAGAUAACAUUAUCUCAGCCCCUGAUGACAGAACUCCGUUCACUACAGACCAUGUAGGAUCACAUGAGAUUGAAAUAUUUAUAUCUAGAAUGCACUUAGGCAGUGUUAUCACCUGUCAUGAUGACCAGUUUUUGGAGCCAGACAGUGAGGAUGACAUGGUUGACCCUUUGUCUCACACCAGUCAUAGCCAUCAUCUGUGCGAGUCAGUCAUGAGGCCCAAAGGUCAAGUCCAACUCAGUGGACAUACUUGGUCACCCUCUUAUGAGACUGAUGACUAUCGUCGCUAUGCUCAAGACCACAACGUGAUGGAAUACAGCUGGGACCUAAAGUCUGCAUGGGUUUCUGUGCCACACUACAUUCUGACGAGAGGGGAGAGUGUGACCAAAAGGAUGGAGGGAGAGAAGAAGUAUGGAGAAAAGGAAUGGGAGAAGUGCUCCUCACAGUGUGACAGGAACUCUCUGAUUGAGCAUAAUGGACAGUGGAGGAUAGCCAGAGCAGUAGAGGCAGACACUGAAGAAAUCCUUCCCAAGCCGUACAUGAGAGACUUAGUUAUGUACGAUGGAUUCAACCAGCUAAAUGAGGAGAGAGUGGGAAAUCAGCUGGUCCUUUCCUCUCUCUCAAGGGCUCUCAAUGAAGUUAAGAAGGACACGGCUUUUUUGAGGUCAUUGAGAGAGGGGAUCAAUAAAUGAAUGAGAGAAAACGAGAGAAUUAAAGAUGAGAUGAAGAAGAAAGACAUGAGGAACUUUAACAGUGCCAAAGAUCGAAGGGCAGAGAGAAAGAGGGCAAGGAGGAGGGAGCGAGAGCGAGAGCGGGAGAGGAACUGUGAUUUGACCACAUGGAUGCCCACCCGGUCCGGAAUGGAAAGUUCCAUUAUAGGACUCCGUCCCAGGCCUCCGUCCCGGCCACUGCUCAGAGAACCAGUCUUAGCCAGAACCAGCUUCAGCCGCACCGACGCCAGAACGAUAGAGGUUAGGGAGAUGAUCCUGCAAAGGAGCCGCAUUGCCUACAAGAUCAAGUGCCUGCAACGCCGGAAAGCGGCUGCUGAGGGGUUGACACUGACUGAGGGAGGUGGAGGGCCUGAGGAUGGGGGUGACGGAGAGACAGUGAUGGACAUUACAGGGCAAAGUAAGAAAGCCUCAAAGGGCAAGGGGUCAAAGGGCAAAGAGAGUGGAGGAGGGGAAGGUAGUGACUGGGCCAAAUUAGGUCUGGAGGAAAUUGUGGAGACAGAUGACAGGAAUAAAGAGAACAGAACCAAAGUACGGACAGGGCAGAGAAGUAAGGACAAGCGAAGAGAGGAACGAGAGAGACAAAGAUGUAGUAAGGAAACAGAUUUGAUCUCAGACGAAUUAGCAAGAAUGGACAUAGAAAAAAUAGAUGGACAUAAAGCGGAUGAGACGAUUAGCAAGAUCUCUGAGGAAAAUAUUUCUAACAACUGUUGUGUAGAGACAAACGAGGGAGAAAAAUAUGAUAGAAAACAGAUGAAAGAAAAGACGAGCAGAACAAAUGUACAUACUGAUGAGGGAGUGAUGAGCAAAGCAUCAUGGGAAAGAGAAGAGGCUGGAGAGGAGAAUGCUAAGACAUUUCAAGAGUGCUUAAAA